Molecule: messenger RNA, 6248 nt
Organism: Diceros bicornis minor
Lineage: Eukaryota; Metazoa; Chordata; Mammalia; Perissodactyla; Rhinocerotidae
Gene: PPP1R16B
Product: protein phosphatase 1 regulatory subunit 16B
Exons: 11
Coding region: 275-1981 (568 amino acids)
Biological process (GO): establishment of endothelial barrier; regulation of sprouting angiogenesis
Cellular component (GO): cytoplasm
Molecular function (GO): protein phosphatase regulator activity; enzyme inhibitor activity; protein binding
Source: RefSeq, a predicted model, not a curated record
UAAAGAAAAGAUGGUGCUCAGAAUGCAGAGGCCUUCAGCCCAGGAAAGAGGCUCGAAUUAGAUGACAGAAGCUACCGGGUGUGUUUUGCUUUUUAUUUUUAGCGUUAAAAUCUCAGGGAGGCAGCCCCUUUCUGGAUCCUGCACAUCUCAAACAGUGGCAGACUUCAGCGGAGGCCCCGCCAUGAGGCCCCAGCCCCGCAGGAGCGCACGUGCUCCCCUGGCCGCCGGCGCCCCGUGCUAGCCCCCAGCCAGGGCGUGGCGAGGCGCGGUGGCCAUGGCCAGCCACGUGGACCUGCUGACGGAGCUGCAGCUGCUGGAGAAGGUGCCCACGCUGGAGCGGCUGCGAGCCGCCCAGAAGCGCCGGGCCCAGCAGCUGAAGAAGUGGGCGCAGUACGAACAGGACCUGCAGCACCGCAAGCGCAAGCAUGAGCGGAAGCGCAGCACCGGCGGCCGGCGCAAGAAGGUGUCCUUCGAGGCCAGCGUGGCCCUGCUGGAGGCCUCCCUUAGGAACGACGCCGAGGAAGUACGCUACUUCCUGAAGAAUAAGGUCAGCCCUGAUUUGUGCAACGAAGAUGGACUCACAGCCCUGCACCAGUGCUGCAUCGACAACUUUGAGGAAAUUGUCAAGCUGCUCCUCUCCCACGGUGCGAACGUGAACGCCAAGGACAACGAGCUGUGGACGCCCCUGCACGCCGCGGCCACCUGUGGCCACAUCAACCUGGUGAAGAUCCUCGUUCAGUACGGGGCCGACUUGCUUGCCGUCAACUCUGAUGGGAACAUGCCCUAUGACCUCUGUGAAGAUGAGCCCACCUUGGAUGUCAUCGAGACGUGUAUGGCGUACCAGGGCAUCACCCAAGAGAAAAUCAACGAGAUGCGGGCGGCUCCUGAGCAGCAGAUGAUUGCGGACAUCCACUGUAUGAUUGCAGCGGGCCAGGACCUUGACUGGAUAGAUGCCCAGGGUGCCACACUGUUGCACAUAGCUGGAGCCAAUGGGUACCUGCGGGCAGCUGAGCUCCUCCUGGAUCACGGAGUGCGCGUGGAUGUGAAGGACUGGGAUGGCUGGGAGCCUCUGCACGCAGCUGCCUUCUGGGGACAGAUGCAGAUGGCAGAGCUAUUGGUGUCCCAUGGGGCCAGUCUUAGUGCUAGGACAUCCAUGGAUGAGAUGCCAAUAGACCUGUGUGAGGAGGAGGAGUUCAAGGUCUUGCUGCUGGAGCUAAAACACAAGCACGACGUGAUCAUGAAGUCACAGCUGAGGCACAAGUCAUCCUUGAGUCGGAGGACGUCCAGCGCGGGCAGCCGUGGGAAGGUGGUGCGUCGAGCCAGCCUGUCGGAUAGGACCAACCUGUACAGGAAGGAGUAUGAGGGUGAGGCCAUACUGUGGCAGCAGCGGAGUGCAUCUGAGGAUCAGCGGACCUCGACAUACAAUGGGGACAUCAGGGAGACCAGGACAGACCAGGAGAAUAAGGACCCAAACCCCAUGUUGGAGAAGCCCGUGCUGCUCUCUGAGUUUUCUACCAAGAUCCCACGAAGUGAAAUGGACAUGCCUGUUGAGAAUGGCCUCCGGGCUCCGGUCAGCACCUACCAGUACGCACUGUCCAACGGGGACGUCUGGAAAGUGCAUGAGGUGCCUGACUACAACACGGCCUAUGGCGGCCCCGGCGUGGCUGAUGCCACCCCACCCUGGAGUGGCUACAAGGAACAGAGCCCCCAGACGCUUCUGGAGCUGAAGCGGCAGCGGGCUGCAGCCAAGCUGCUCAGCCACCCCUUCCUGAGCACCCACCUGGGCAGCAGCAUGGCCAGGAUGGGCGAGGGCAGCAAUGACGGCAAGGCCCCCUUGAUCGGAGGCAGAACUUCACCGUACAGCAGCAAUGGGACCUCGGUGUAUUACACGGUCACCAGCGGAGAUCCCCCGCUCUUGAAGUUCAAGGCCCCCAUAGAAGAGAUGGAGGAGAAGGUCCAUGGCUGCUGCCGCAUCUCCUAGUCUCCAUGUGACAGAGGAGACAAAUGCGCUGGGGGGGCUCCAUGGAAUCUAGGCCAGCCCAGCAGCUCUAGCUGGGAAGGCAUCAGAGGGCAGCUCAGGGGGAGAUGGGCUCUGCUUUCCAGAGGAACGCUGACCCCACCUCUCCCCUAGCUGCUCCUAGCAUCCCACUUCUCACGGUUCUGCUUCCUGCUGCAUUGUCUGCCAUCAGAAACAAGGCCCAUCAUGGCUUCCUGACCCACCCUGCUGUCAGAUUUUGGGAGGGCGGGCUGCAUUUCCAGUUCUGUCAUUGGUAAAGGCUUCUCUGGACCAGUACUCGCUUGUGUCAUAUCAACACACACACACACACACACACACACACGCUCAAUCAACACGUGUAGGAAUGACAUAGCUGGGCUCGUGGGAAGCAUGUGGGACUGAGAACUUGUGGGCUAUUCCCAAGAGGCCUGAGGUUAAGUCUCAGAGUUUCAUCACCACUGCCAACAUGGCUUUAGCAAGGGAGGGGCCUGCUAAGCUAGACCCUCAGUCCUGCCCAGAGACGUACCAGGAUCUGGGCCACCAUCCACAUCUGGCAGGAACAGGAAGUCCUCUCUGUGUUCAGAGGGAGCCAUGAAUCCAUGGGGUAGAUGAGAUGGAUAGAGGCCUGCUCCCAACACCUUGCCUGUGUGAGGAACCAGCUGUGUGACCACCCAGGAGGUGAGGUGGAAAAACAGGCUAUUCCAUUCCAAAUCACAUUUUGCUCUUGGGCGAAAGUAUCAAAAAGUGGAGGGGAGGGGGAACAAAGUUAGUGUUUCCCAAAGUGCACUUGAUAAAAGAAUUAUUUUAGGCUGUAAAACUAGACAAGAGGUAACUGAACUUGCCUUCUUUCAUGGAUGGUAUCACGAUCACUAGGUUUUACUGACUGGGGUUGGAAAAACGAAGCUAAGUGAGGCACUUCAGUUGGAAGGGCUUUUCUGAGGUGAGGGAUGAGUUCUUGUUGUUAAUUUCCUCAAACAUCUCUGCUAACCAUGACAGAACACAGCACCCUGGCUGAUCUUUGUAAAUAUUCAGAUGGCUUCAGGUUUUGGUCUAGCCUGUCUCAGACAGCCCACCUCAGACUGAGCCAUCAGAGUGAGCAGUGAGGGGCUGCUGGGGACACACCCCUCCCAGAGUGAAUGCUGAGGAUCCCCCGCCCAGCUUGCCUUUUCUAGAGCGCUCAGUGAGACAAGUUUCUCAGUUGGCCCUUGUGAGUUUCUGCCUGGCUCAGGGGCUCCCAGCCUGCUCCCGCUGGAGUGGUGACGCCCCAAGGCUGCAGAUCCAAGGUGCCCAUGGCCAAACCCCCUGCACUGCAUUCAGGAGAGUGAAUGCAUGCAGUGGUGGGGCUGGAGUUGGGUCUCACCCCAGCUCUACGAUUUCAUAGCCCCAGUCUCCCUGAUGCUGGGCAGGGAGGACCACGAGGGGCAGGCAGCCUGUCACUUCUCCACUCAUUCUCUCAUGAGCCCCUUUGAAAUUGUUAAUUGAGUUGGGUGCUGUCCAAAGGCUCAGCCGAAACCAAUUGGUGUAACUAACAAGUUGUAGGUUUGUUCCCUGCCCUGUGCGCCUUUUACUGGUCCUAAAACUACCUCCUUAGAGCUCUGAAGGGACCCCCUAGGUCCAGAUUCUGGGAUUUGGGAGACAAAUCGGGGUUCCCUUUAACCCUCUUCUUCCUGAGCCUCUGAAAAAUUCUCCCUGAGGGGCACCUGGGCCAGGGGGCUGGGGCUGGAGUAGCCCCCUUGUGCCAUCACCCUAGUAAAGGGGCUGCUGUUUGUCAGUCCCAGUCCCUCCCUCUGGCCCCCUUGGCUCCUGUAGCCCAGAGUGGAAGCUGGAUCCCAAGGGGCCUGGCUGAUGCUUUACCAGGAGCAGGGCAGCUGGGCCCCAGAACAGGGACUCGGGGGAGUCACUGCGCCCCUGGUGGCUCCUAGAUGCAGGGAGAGUCCAGCACCAGGCCACUCCCACCCCAGCUCCAGGACAGAUCCAGUCUAGGGUGGAGGGGCAGGUCAGGGACUGCAGGCAGGUGUGCGGGAGGCCUCCCGCGUCCCUGUGGUCUGGGGGCGGGCUGUCCAGCAUCUCAGCCUAUGGCUGGAGCAGGGUGGGGAUGAUCCAAACACACAUACCUUUGGCUUUAAAACACUGUUCAGAUCAGACUGACACUGAAAUUCCUCUUGAGCCGACUUAAGCUGCAAGCUGGGGAAUGCAGAGGGAAGCCAUACACUCCUAGGAGAGAGCUGUGCAGGUUUUCCGAUCUGUUUGCUCAGGGGCCAGAGAUUGAAGGCGUUUAUUGCCCACUCUGAGCCCUUCUGGCCAUUCCCUCCUUCCCCUUGCUUCCUGCCUCCAGGGCCAAUCCUCUGCCACCCAGAGGACUGGGAAUCCCAACUACAGACUCUUGGGCAUUAGCUUAUGUUUUCAGUCAGGGACAAACCAUUCCCGGUUAGAGCUUCAAGUACCCAGAGAACUUUCCUUGUGGGCCUCCUGGGUGUUGAGGGACAAGCUGGGGCUAGGCCAGGGUCAUUCAUUUAUUCACUCAUGUGGUUUACUGAGCAGCUGUGACACACCAGGCACUAUGUUAGGUUCUGGGGAUAGAAGAGGAACAAGACAGAGUGAAGAGACUGCUCUUUACAGUUUUCAUGCCUUGAGGACCACAGGUAUCAGCAGCCCCAUUCAACUCACCUGAGGUGGAGUGACUGCAUUCUGGUUCAGCAUCCCUUUGCUUUUCAGCUCCUAAAAGCCCUAGAGUAUGAAUCCCUUUAGCUGGCAAACCACUGUCAUGGCCACCCCUGGAUAACAUCUGCCACUAAAUGCAGAUGUUGGAUCUUGGGCUCCGGGCAGACACCAUGCCAAGUCCGUCUGGAACUUUCAGGGAUAGCUGCCUUCAGGCCAGCAUCUUUGGGGCACUGUAUAAUAGCAGUUUGAGGUCCGUGUCUAGAAGAACAAGGAGUCUGGAAUUUGCUGCCAAAUGCAUCUCAGGUUCUUAAACUCAUUGUCUCUUGCUCAUUUAUUAUGGAGUCCUUCUGCCCCAUCAGUGGAUAAUGGGAGGAAAAGGAGCUUCUCCUUUAACAUUGAAGCCUUUCCUCGUGAGUUGGUCUCUCUUCCUGACAGGUGUGGACCAAGGAGCUGGGAGAAAGCUGGCAAGGUCGACCAGAUGCCCAGCUCCCGCUGGACCCCUCCCCCCGCCAGCUCUGAUGGCAGUUCCUGGCAGGUUAAAGGAGGCUACCUCCAAAGCAUGUGCCACAUGGCUCACUGUGAGUCCUGGCCCUUGCUCCCACCCUAUGCCCCACCCCAAACAAUUGAAAAUUGGUAGCAAUCACCAGAUAGUGAGUUUCUGGCCAGCAGCUCAAGGAAGCUGAAUGAACCCCAAACCCAGAUCUAAUGACUUCAGAAUGUAAUUCUCCAUCAAAGAUGCAGCAUUGAUGAAAAUGCUCUGCACUGUUUGAUCAAUUUGAAGGGCUUAGGAAAGUUAACAAGGGUGUGUCCCCUGUCCUACCCCACCCCAGUUUGCUGGCUUUGUAAUAAGAUGAGACCUUUUGGUUAUUGGUGUCAGACACCUUUGGAUCUUGAGCUCUCUCUCCCACUUGCUUUCCCAGAGCAGGAUACUGGGGCACUUUCCAGAGGGUGCUCCUUACAAGAUGCCCAGAAGGACUAUAUUUAACUCUUGCUAUUGUAGCCUGGGGACAGCCACCCCUCCCCCUGGGCAUAUAAGAGCAAUGGGUCAUGUGGUCAGUGGAUGACUCCACAGAAGUGACCUCCUUUGCCAGAAGCUGUAGCCCUCUCCUUAACAGGAGUCUCUUGUUGGCCAGUUGGCCAGAGGGCCUGCUUCCCACGGGCACUGCAAGUGCCACAGUGCGGGGCCUGGCUCUGCACACCCAGGAAAAGUCUGCAGACCCCCAGCCCUCCGCAAUAAUUCACCAGACCAGAAGCCACUGAUGUACAGAGAACACUUAAGAAAAAUGUAUUUUAUGUGAAAAAAAAGUUACAACUCUGUAUACUGUAUCAGCAGCUUUGUGUAAAAAUGGCAAUCAAGAGAGUCUAAUAUAUUUAAAACUUUUUUAAAAAAAAAUCCUCGCGGAUCUUUGAUAUUGUAUUGAAGUAACUUCCAGGUAGCUCCUUGCCAUGCGGCAGUGGUGGGCCUUGUGUCCGAGACCAUGGCUCGACCACAUCCCAGAGGGGCAUGCCCCUGGAGUUGCUUCCAGCUGCCAAGGCCUGUGACAGAAUUCGCUGUUAAGAAUUUUUAAUUAAGAUUAUUAAAUUUCUUUUA